Camelina sativa (false flax) is the source of this 1010-nucleotide messenger RNA. NCBI's taxonomy places the organism in Eukaryota, Viridiplantae, Streptophyta, Magnoliopsida, Brassicales, Brassicaceae. The record is from RefSeq and is a predicted model, not a curated record.
AGAUAAAAAAAAAAGAUUAGCAUCUCAAAAGUAAGACGAACACAUAAUUACGACUCUAAGCUUUCUAAGUUAUAAACAGUUUAUAAAAUGUACUCUAGAAGAGUGUUUAAGGCUCUUUAAAAACUUACAAAAAAGAAACCAAAAAAAAAAAACAAAUCAAAACAAAUCAAGGCAUCUACUUAUCUUUCUUCUCUUCCUCCUACUUAGUGAAGUCUCUUCACUCUUCACCAAACUCUAAAUCCUCUGAUUCUCGUAUAUAUACAAACACAUACCUAUAUAUAUACAAACACACAUAUAUAUAUAUAUAUAGCUAUGGGAGAAGGAGAAGCAAAAGCAGAGCAAGCAGCAGCCAAAGCAGAACACAAGAAUGCUCCCUCCGCUUCUUCCACGCCGGAAUCUUACUCAAAAGAAGGCGGAGGUGGCGGCGGAGACGCUCGCCGUGCAAUCUGCGGUGUGACGUACAAAAAUCAGAUCAUAACGCCGCCGCUUCCGCUUCCUCCGUUGCGUUUGGGACAUAAAUCUACGGUGGUGAUAGCUCCGGUGAUGGGCGGUAACGGUGUACCAGUUUCGCCAGAGGUGGCUAACGGUUUGAAGAGUGAUGAAGCUUACGGCGUCGUUUUGAUGAGGGUGGUGGUUUUAGGGAGGCUACGUUGGAAAGCUGGUGCGAUUAAGACUGGACGGUAUGGAUUUUAUGCCACGUGUGAUGUGUGGUUGAGAUUUACUCGAUCUUCUAACGGACAAGUUCCUCUUCUCGCUCCUUCAACUUGUAAAGUUGAUGUCUAAGUUUAGUUUUAUCUUAUAAACGUGUUUUAUUUCUAUUAAUCUUUGUGUUUUUUUUUUUUUUUUAAGUUUGAAAUGUUGUUAAGAGAAAUUAGAAUUGUGUAAUCUUUUUUUUUUUUUNUUUUUUUGCUUCUAAAAUGUUUGUGUUUGAGUCUCGUCGUCGUCUCGACUAAACUGUUGAGUCUGGUGUAAUAAUAAUAAAACCAAUAGGCAUAAGCCAGUAUUUAUAA